Molecule: messenger RNA, 3302 nt
Organism: Mustela erminea (ermine)
Lineage: Eukaryota; Metazoa; Chordata; Mammalia; Carnivora; Mustelidae
Gene: TRAIP
Product: TRAF interacting protein
Exons: 15
Coding region: 1414-2823 (469 amino acids)
Source: RefSeq, a predicted model, not a curated record
CCAUGAGGAUUGCUUAGGCUGAGAGUACAGAUCAUUCUUUACCACUGUGUGUGUUCCUUGAUUGUGGUGGCGGGUCCUCUGGACUCCAGAAAUCCACGUGGGUGGUGGCCCCUGACCUGGGCUUGUGCCAAGGAAAAAUCUCUGGACUGCUGUUCUGACAAGUCCUAUUGAACAAGGAGCCCUUGUCUUGACUUAGGCAUACAACUGAAUCUCACCACGAACCAGCCACUAUAGGGAGAGACCUUGCCCAUAGCCAAAGUGGGCUUCCUUGGGUUGGGGAGAGGGUGCACGGUGGGCAGUGCGCAAAGGUUCUAUGCUGCCGUUUGUGUCAAUUCCUCCCCCUUGUGAAGAAUGCCUGUGCUUUCCACAUAGGCCCAAAGAACUUCACUCUGGGUCUACUUCAGGUGGAAAAAAUCAGCUUUAGAUCAUGGGGCUCUACAUAAGGUUUCUUUUCUGUGGAGAAAGUAGUAAUGCUGCUAAAAAUUGUUAAGCUUGAAAACUUCCAGGAAGACUUGUUCCAGUCCUGACUGGUCCAGGUGAAUUCACCAGGGAUGCUGCUCUUUCUCAGGGAGGACCCCAAAGAUAACUUCUCUGAUGUGGGAAUCAAUAAAAGGGUUUGUUAGUCCCUGCUAUGAAGCAUCUGGGCCUUCAAAAUUCUAACCCCACUACGGUCCAGAGGCAUGCUAAUCCUCCUGGGAGCUAAGAGCUGAAGUCCGGGUACUGGCCCUGCCGCCUCCAAACUUAGGGGUCAUCAUGCCUUGCUUGGAUAAGGCCAGAGUAAGCUCAUGGUGUCCUGAGGGGUUAGAACCUGUGUGCAUCUUUCUAGGACCACUCAGAGCUGAGGGCUGAGAGGGUGGGGUAUUCUUUUAGUCUGUGGGAACAAUGGGCUUACGGGCGUAUGGCCGGGCAUUGCCCGGAGCCCAGGAGACCGCUCUCCAUCGGGACAACCGUCCCAUUUCCCUACGGCUUCGGUCUUCUCGACACUCCCGAGGUGCAGAGAAGCCUGCCCUGAUAGAACAGGGCUGAGGAGCCCGUGCCCGGCGCGCUUCGCACCAGAUCUGGCUUCGGACCAUAAUGUCUUAUCUUGCCCCACAAAGGGGCCAGCCGGCGGCAUAGCUACUGCGGGUACCUGCCGAAUCCUUCCGGGAGCUACUGGAGAGAUACCACUGACAGAUCAGUCUCGCGCUCAGCCCCAGGAAUCUCUUCGGUCGUUAAGUCCCGCCCCCAUGGCUCGUCCAAUCCAGACCCAGCUCCCGGGCUCCGCCUCCACGUACCUUAUCACCACUUCCGGUUCGCUCACGGAAGUUGCGCUGUGGAGCCAAAUUUGAAGCCCGCGGGGGCGCGGGGGCGCGGCCGCGAAGCUGGACCCGUCGAGGUUUCCUUGGCUGCCUGAUCCCCUUUAGAUCAGUCGUCAUGCCUAUCCGUGCGCUGUGCACCAUCUGCUCCGACUUCUUCGACCACUCCCGAGAUGUGGCCGCCAUCCACUGCGGCCACACAUUCCAUCUUCAGUGCCUAAUUCAGUGGUUUGAGACAGCACCAAGUCGGACCUGUCCACAGUGUCGAAUCCAGGUUGGCAGAAGAACCAUUAUUAAUAAGCUCUUCUUUGACCUUGCCCAAGAGGAGGAGAGUGUCUUAGAUGCAGAAUUCUUAAAGAAUGAACUGGAUAACACCAGAGCCCAGCUUGCUCAGAAAGAGAAGGAGAAAAAGGACAGUCAGGUAAUCAUUGACACCCUGCGGGACACGCUGGAAGAGCGCAACGCCACCGUGGAAUCCUUGCAGAAUGCCUUAGACAAGGCCGAAAUGCUGUGCUCCACCCUCAAGAAGCAGAUGAAGUACUUGGAGCAGCAACAGGACGAGAGCAGGCAAGCCCAGGAGGAGGCACGCCGACUCAGGACCAAGAUGCGAACCAUGGAGCGGAUUGAGCUCCUGCUCCAGAGCCAGCGACCCGAGGUGGAGGAGAUGAUCCGAGACAUGGGUGUGGGACAGUCCGCGGUGGAGCAGCUGGCUGUGUACUGCGUGUCCCUCAAGAAAGAGUAUGAGAAUCUCAAAGAAGCUCGGAAGGCCUCAGGGGAGCUGGCGGACAAACUGAAGAAGGACUUGUUUUCUUCCAAAAGCAAGUUGCAGACAGUCUAUUCUGAACUAGACCAGACCAAGUUGGAGCUGAAGUCGGCCCAGAAGGAUCUACAGAGUGCUGACAAGGAGAUUGUGAGCCUGAAAAAAAAGCUAACGAUGCUGCAGGAAACCCUGAACCUGCCACCAGUGGACACUGAGACUGUCAACCGCCUAGUUUUAGAGAGCCCAGCCCCUAUGGAGAUGCUGAGCCUAAAGCUUCGCCGACCAGCCUUUGGUGAGGACAUUGACCUCAAUGCCACAUUUGACGUCAACACCCCUCCAUCCCAGGCCUCCAGCAUCCAUCAUGGCCGUGCCAAGAAGCUCUGCCAAGAGAUAGCACGCUCUCCCGUUCAAGACAUCCCCAAGAAGAUGGCCAAAGGCCCCAAGCAGGAGUCCCAGCUCUCACUGGGCGGCCAGCGCUGUGUGGGAGAGCCAGAUGAGGAGCUGGCCAGUGCCUUUCCUGUCUUCAUCCGGAAUGCCGUCCUCGGCCAGAAACAGCCCAAAAGAGCCAAGGCAGAGCCCUGUCGCAGCACAGAUGCAGUAAGGACAGGCUUCGAUGGACUUGGAGGUCGGACAAAAUUCAUCCAACCUACUGACACAUCUACGAUCCGCCCACUGCCUGUGAAACCCAAGCCCAAGACUAAGCAGAGAGUGACGGCGAGACGAGCGCUCCCUCCCUCCCAGGCCAAGCUGGACACCUUCCUGUGGUAGUGAGAACAGUGAGCCAGACCAAUGGCCAGAUAUUGUGCCUCCAAGUUACAGGCCAGGACUGGCUCAGCAGGGGGCAUGGGGGGCAUGGCCCCUCUUCCAGGACCAGCCCCAAGGGCAAGAGUAAACAAAAAGAUGGGGGUGAGGGUGAGGCCCAGAAGCCUUGCUUUUCCUGCACUCACCCUGCCUGUCCCCCCCACCCCAACUGGGUCUACCAUAUUGGGCCUACGUGUGCCUCCUUGUUCAAGGCUCCUGUUUAUAGCCGAUGUGGCUAGGCUGCUGCUGGUUCUCAAGACUAAGGUCUUUUGUUGACUGUGUGGACCAAAGUGCCUGGGGCUUCUUGCAAUUUCAGCCUGCCCCGCUUCUGCCUACUUCUGACUUGGUGCUAGGCAUGGCCAGAGCUGAGCAGGAUGGGGAUGGUGGUAGGGAGAGGAUGGUUGGGCGGGGGAGGGGAGAUUUCUAUGUAAAAUAAAAAAGAUAGA